Mucor mucedo is the source of this 3852-nucleotide messenger RNA. RefSeq lists its product as uncharacterized. The coding region runs from base 1 to 3852 and encodes 1283 amino acids. The record is from RefSeq and is a predicted model, not a curated record. Lineage: Eukaryota; Fungi; Mucoromycota; Mucoromycetes; Mucorales; Mucoraceae. The transcript is spliced from 7 exons.
AUGAAAAGAAAAAUAGAACCUGAUAAGGAUGAUGAUGAGCAAAGGCGAAAACAGUCCUUACGGGAAAGAACAGUGGGUUUUAAUGUCCAGGAUAGUGGUUUAACUACUCAAGAUGAUGGUUUUCCACAAGGACUUUUGACUUUUACUUGGGCAGAUAAAAACAGCAGUGAGAUUAAACUGCCUUCCUAUGAAAAUAAAGAACUUGAGGCAAGAUUUGAGGAGGUUUAUAAAGUUUUCCAAACAUCUUUCCAUGAAAGUAUAGUCAAAAUGAAUUCAUGCCUAAAAAGUUACGGUGUGAAAAUCUGCAAGACAAAACUAACUGACAAUAAUGGUAUCAAGCCCCACUAUUUGAACAGUCGUUACAUCUGCAAUCUUUUGAACUCACCCAAUGCAAAAGUUGUUUCAAUGCAUUCCAAUGCUUACGCCUCAGUUAGUAUCAAUCACAAGGAUUCUUAUAUUCAUGAGACCACCUACUUCUUUCUCAAAUCUACCAAGACACCUGUGCCCAACCCAACAGGAUUGCAAGUACAAAACCAAAAUAGCCCAAGGAAGGUGGCAAUUAAAAGAGAAGCAGGGGAAAAGAAAGCAAAAAAAGAUAGACAUAAGCUUGGAACGAAACUAGAUGAAAUGAUUGUUAAUCUGCUAAAAGAAGAAGUUCAAUCUAUGUAUGAUAAGAAGUGGAGGCAAUUUCUUAUCAAGAACAGUAAUACCGCGAGUAGUAGCAGUGGUGAAAGUUCUUUGUUAAAACGAUUUGGCGCAACAUUAUCCAAGAAACAGCUUCCUACUGGAGUAGUGUCACUUGUAAAACAAAAAAUUGAGCUUAUGCUACAUAACAAUGAAGUUGAAGGUAUGUCUGGAGGCGAUAUACCAAAAUCGGCCAAGUGGCUAUACAACAAGAUUCAACAUUUUAAAGAGCAAAAUUUGAUCAAUAUUCAUUAUUUGGCCAAUGAUUUCUUGGAAAGAGUUGAACACAACACCAAUAAUAAUGUUAAUAAUCAAUCAUCCAGCAGAAAUAUCAGUGAUCAAGAAAGCACUGAAGAAAAAGUAAUGAUCAAAGCAGCCAAUACUGAAGAAGAAAAGAAAAAAAAAGACACGGGUUACAGAACAGUGGGAAAAACACUCAAGUCAGUAAUCAAUAGUAAAUUCGACUAUGACAUUCUAAGUGAAAGGCUCGAUAUGUUACAAACAACAUGCAGAAAAUCAAUAGCAGGUCUUUCUAAAGCUAUUGAAACGCUGAUUGAAAUUUUGUUUUCUGGAAAAGUUGGACAAGACAAUUCGGCCACUACCUAUGAUAUUUUUAAAUUGGAUGACAUUGAUUUUAAUAAUCAAAACAUUGGAAAAGGUGAACAAGAUAUUGCUCUUUUGUCAAAUAUAACUUUAAAAUCACUGGAAGAAGCAGAUUUGUUUUCAUAUGCCGGUUUUUGGACAAUAAUGUCAAAAUAUGCAAUCAAUGCCAAUAUGAAUGAGGCCGAUGCUUUCAAUUUCACUACUACACCUGCUCUUGCUAGCGCUUGUAAACAAUUCCACACAAAUUUUGAGAACAUGUGGUCAAACGAAUUCUACAAGCAAGAUCUAAGAGUGGUGGUGACUUUGCUGCUUAGAAUAAAUCUUGCAAAGAAGCGGUUUUUCGGCUCUAGAAAAAAGCACAAUAGGGAUACUAAAAAAGUCUCAAAGGCUAAAGGAACCAAGUUGAGCAAGGGGCUUUUAAAACAAAAAAUGGAGACUCUCUUUGAAGUGCUUAUAAAGUAUCAAAGGGGUAAAGACAGAAAACUUCCGUGCAUAACGAGAUUCAUCAAGGCCAUUUUUGAUUCGACAUAUUACGUUAUUAACAAAACCACUGGCAGCGAUUUGGAAGAUGAAGUAGACAAUCGUGUUAGCGUGGAUGAAGAUAAGGAUGGUGAUGGGUUUGAUAGUAAUGCUGAUGAGGAGGACUUAGUCGCUGGUGCUGAAAUGAUGACAGUCCCUCAAGAAGUUGUUGAAAGGGAUUUAUCAUCGAAGGAAAUUAAUGCUCUUGUCUCCGUUGUAAUGAUGCUCAGUGGUUCUGAAACCAUAAACGGUAAUGUAAAUCCUAACUACGUGAAAAAUCAAUUGUACAAGGACAAACAGGAAUCAAUACCUGAAGAAGCAUUGUCGCUAUGUGCAGCUAUUAUAAAUACUCUUCGCCGUAUCACCUUAAAACGAGAUGAAGAUGCAUCAUUUUUAUCAUGUUACAAGAUACGUCAUCUUCGUAAUGUACUUGUUCGUUUUUCGGGCAACAAAACCAAGUUUCGUGAAGUGCGAAUGUCCCCGUCAAAAGAUCAUAACCAGAAUCUCUCUGUUACUGUCAACUCUAUAACACUGUACCUGUUGUUUUGUAAAGAGUAUAACAUGUUUGAUGAACAGGAUGCGAUUUUCACGUCUUAUGCCGAUUUGGAAAGUGAUGAAGCUAAAAGUUCGCUCUUUGAAAACUUUUUUGAUUGGGGUGCUAUAAAUCGCAUUCUUCGAGAGCAAAACCUGAAGCCCAGAUAUUCGUUCAAUUACACAAACCAAUAUGACCUGAAGUUUCUUGGUGAAAAAGUUCAAAAGAAAGAAACGGAAACAAAAAGUAGACAUGAUGAGAUGCCCGAGGACCAAACGGAGGAUCAAAAAUCUGAACUCUUCAAGAAUAAAAACGAUAUUGUGUCAGAGAUUAAUGAUCUAUACGGACACAUGAAAUCCGAAAAAAAAGAGUACGCAGAGUUAUCUAAACAACUUCAACCAGAAGAGUCAAAAAGAAUGGAUUUAGGAAGAUAUUUUCGUGCUCAAGAACGACAUAAGGUCUGGGAUGAUUACCUUUACCAAGACUUAAAAAAACAACGAUUGGUGUGCAAUAACAUCUACAAGCGAAUGAAACGAUUAAAUUCUUCGAUUAAAGCCAGCGGACAGAAAUUGUAUACUUUAAACAAAAUGUUACACAGUCAAUCUAUUUCCGUAAAGCCCAAAUCACGAUUAGUAGUUUCAAACGAGCUGAGAGAAAGACUAAAGAAGGAUAGAGUGCUCGUACAAGGAAUAGAUCCCGGUAUUGUAACAACAGCCUCGAUCAAUUGUGUAAAAGCAGGUACUCUCUUCGAAUCGAUAAAUAGAUUUUAUAUGCUUGAAAAUGAAGUGUCAGAUAUCCAACACAGCCAAGUUUGUGAUUAUUCAUACGUACAUACCGCAAGCAAGGUGAAUGCAGCUGCUUUAGCUACAAAUCAUAGAAUAAAAAGAGAGAAAAGACAAAAAGAGGGAAAGACGGAAAAACCAAUUUCUCUGGAGAGGAAACGUGUGACAAGAAAGAUAAGGACUAAGCGUUAUCAUAAGAAGAAUUGCAGCAGAUACAGAUCUGGCAUGUUUAAAAGCCAUGUAUUAGAUGUAAGAGAAGGCUCAGUACUGACUUUUGUGGGGGAUUGGUCUAGAAAUGGGACAUACAUUCGAGGACAUGCACGAAGAAGCUUAGAUCCAGUUUUGAAAAGGCUUAAAUGUGUUGAAAAAGACGAAACAUUUAUUGUAGAUGAGUACAAGUCAACAGUUAACUGUAGUUCUUGCUUUGAGCCUACAACAAAACAAAUAAUACGGGUAGGAGACCAUGGAAGAAAAAGGAUUAAAGGUGCCGUGACCUGCACAAACGAGAUCUGUCCCAGAAGAUUGUCCUCUCGUUCUUCCACAAUUAAUAGAGACCAAAACGGCGCCAUGAAUAUUGCUUUGAUUGGUUUCUGUCAUCUUGUUUCUGAAGACGGCCUAACUUUGCCACCGUUCCGAAGAAGCAAUAAUAAUUCAAACAAGUUUCACUUGUCGAAAAACUUCCAGCGCACCAGUCUGGCGACGUUGCGGUCUUCGGGUGUUCCCGACAACUAA